Messenger RNA from Oryctolagus cuniculus (rabbit), 1967 nucleotides. The record is from RefSeq and is a predicted model, not a curated record. NCBI's taxonomy places the organism in Eukaryota, Metazoa, Chordata, Mammalia, Lagomorpha, Leporidae.
AUGAAGAGAGCCUGGCCCCAUGGGGGAGGAGUGCUCCUCUCUUCUCUCUUCCACCUGCUGCUGCAAGGUGGCUCUAGCACACAGGUGGGCAACAGCAGGACACUGAGUGAGGGUGGAGAAGUCGCAGGGAGACCGCUGGCAGCACAUGAGGACACUGUGAAGCGCUCACCUCAUCAACUUCCGCCAUUUGCCUACUGGCCCAGGGAGGAGGAGCUCCCCGGCCUCUCCCAGGGCCCCUGUUUUCCCUCUGUAAGGAAGCACGUCCCAGGCCACAGCUCUGGCAGUCUUCUCACAGGCUCUCUGCUCCCUGCAGGCAGAGGCGGCGAUUCUGCCAUCAACUGCUCAGGCUUUGACCGGCACGGGGUGGAUCCUGCUGUCUUCCAAGCAGUGUUUGACAGAAAGGCCUUCCGUCCAGUCACCAACCACAGCUUACCCAUUCACGUCAACGUCUCCUUCACCCUGUCUGCCAUCCUGGAAGUGGAUGAACAGCUUCAACUGAUGACAUCAUUCCUGUGGCUAAAUAUGUUCUGGCACAACCCCUUCAUCCAGUGGAACCCGGAUGAGUGUGGAGGCAUUAAGAAGCUGAGCCUGGCGGCUGAGAACCUAUGGCUUCCAGAUAUCUACAUUGAGGAGUUCAUGGAUGUGGACCAGACCCCUACAGGUCUCAUGGUUAUGUCAGCAACGAAGGUCACAUCAAGUACAAUAAGCCAAUGCGGGUAGUCAGCAUCUGUCACCUGGAUAUCUUCUACUUCCCCUUUGAUGAGCAGAACUGCACUCUCACCUUUAGCUCUUUCAUUCACACAGGUGAGCGAGCUCUGGAGCACCUGGUCCUGGGCACGGAGAAGGAAAUUCAGGAGGUUUCCAACACAUCACAGAACCUCAUUCAGAGCGAGGGAGUGGGUGCUUCUGGGGAUCCACCAAACCAUGGAGAAGAUGAGUGUGGGGACCAGCCAGUACGACCAAAUCACUUUCUAUGUGGCCAUCAGGCGCAGGCCCAGCCUCUUUGUCAUAAACCUCCUGGUGCCCAGUGGCUUUCUGGUUGCCAUCGACGCCUUCAGCUUCUACCUGCCGGCAGAAUAUGAGAACCGCGCGCCCUUCAAGAUGACCCUGCUGCUGGGCUACAACGUCUUCCUGCUCAUGAUGAACGACUUGCUCCCGGCCACCGGCACCCCCCUCAUCAGUAGCCUCUGGCCCCCACACAGGCCCACCUUCCUUUCCUCAGGUGUCUACUUUGCCCUGUGUCUGUCCCUGAUGGUGGCCAGCCUGCUGGAGACUGUCUUCAUCACCUACCUGCUGCACCUGGCCACCACGCAGCCCCCACCCAUGCCCCAGUGGCUCCACUCCCUGCUGCUGCACUGCACCAGCCCCAGAAAACAAAGCCCCACUGCACCCCAGGAGGGCAGUAAGAGCCUGGGUCUCAGCCCCACCCACCUGCCAGGCCUGAAGGAGCCAGGAGAGCUGGUGGGGAAGGUGCCAGGUCCCAGGGAGGCAGAGCUGCGUGUGUGUCCUGAGCCGACUAGGGCCCGGCCGGACCACGAGGCCCAGAAGCAGUGCUUGGUGGAGCUGUGGGUGCAGUUCAGCCACGUGAUGGACACCCUGCUCUUCCGCCUCUACCUGCUCUUCAUGGCCUGCUCCAUCAUCACCGUCAUUGUCCUCUGGAGCACCUAGGCAGGUGCUCACCUCUAAGCCCCAGGCUGGAGCUUAUCCUGCCCCCAGAAGCCAGCCAGGCCCUCAGGCCUGUCCGCAUUGCAGCCUCAUAGCCCCGGCAACCACCUCAUUUUUAAUCCCAUCCUUUGGGACCCAGAUAGUUCUCUGUGCUCUCCAAAAACUAGGUCUGGGUCCUUGCUCCCGUAGGUCAUCAGCUCCCUGGAGCCCUCCUAGGAGUGCUCCAUCCCUGGCUCCUUGGGAUUUGGGUUCUUGGAGUAGUUCCUUGGUUGAAUCACCCCCAAUAAACACCUUUGCAGAAA